Molecule: messenger RNA, 2991 nt
Organism: Populus nigra (black poplar)
Lineage: Eukaryota; Viridiplantae; Streptophyta; Magnoliopsida; Malpighiales; Salicaceae
Product: protein VACUOLELESS1-like
Exons: 15
Coding region: 200-2734 (844 amino acids)
Biological process (GO): endosomal transport; intracellular protein transport; vacuole fusion, non-autophagic
Cellular component (GO): HOPS complex; cytoplasm; endosome
Molecular function (GO): actin binding
Source: RefSeq, a predicted model, not a curated record
UCGACAAGGGAAAGGAUAACCCAUUUUCAGUCGGACCUACAAAUCAUUUGCAGAAAACAAUUGUAAUCGAUCAUGAUGACGAGAGCAUUCCCAGCGUCUGCCGAAAAAGAUGAUCAGAUCGUCCUUGUAACAUAAACAGCAUCGAAACCUCUCUAAUUCACCGUUCAGAAACCCUAACUUCUCAAAUUUUCCUCCUCCAAUGUCAAACGUCUCUGUCGCGGCUGAAUGGCAACUCCUAACAGACCGGUAUUACAGAAAACCCGAACUCUACCCAAUGCGAUGGAAACACAUAGACUUAAGCCGUAAUAAAGUAGCCUGCGCACCCUUCGGCGGUCCAAUCGCUUUAAUUCGUGACGAUUCCAAAAUCGUCCAGCUCCACGCCGAAUCCGCCCUCCGAAAACUCCGAAUUUUUAACUCCGCUGGUGUUCUCCUCUCUGAAACAGUCUGGAAACACCCAGGCGGCCGAUUGAUCGGAAUGUCAUGGACCGAAGACCAAACCCUAAUUUGCAUAGUCCAGGACGGCACGAUCUACCGUUACAACGUCCACGGCGAGUGUCUAGAACCUAAUUUCUCCAUGGGAAAAGAUUGCUUUGAACAGAAUGUGGUGGAUUGUGUGUUUUGGGGGAACGGUGUCGUGUGCUUGACGGAAGCUGGGAAGUUAUUCUGUGUUCCUGAUUUUAAGGAGAUUAAGCCUUGCAAGCUCGCAGAAAUAGGGGUUGGCGUUGAGGAAUUGCCACAUUGUAUGGCGGUUAUAGAACCGCAGUAUACAGUUUCGGGUAAUGUGGAGGUUUUGUUAGGAGUAGGAAGUGGAUUUGUGAUUGUUGAUGAGGAUGAGGUGAGGUUCAUUGAUGAGGAAAUAGUUGGUGGUGCCGUGCAGAAAAUUGCUGUUUCCCACAACGGGAGGUUUUUAGCGUGUUUUAUGCAUGAUGGGAGAUUUCUUGUUAUGAAUACUGAGUUUAUAAAUUUUACUAAUUAUCAAUGUGAGUCUGCGCUUCCACCGGAGCAGAUGGCUUGGUGUGGAUUGGAUAGUGUGUUGCUUUAUUGGGAUGAUGUGCUUUUGAUGGUAGGACCUUCUGGGGAUUCUGUAUCAUAUUUUAAUGAUGAACCUGUAAUUUUUAUCCCUGAGUGUGAUGGAGUGAGGGUAUUGUCAAAUACGAGUAUGGAGUUUGUACAACGGGUGCCUGAUUCUACCGUGUCUAUAUUUAAGAUAGGAAGCACGUCUCCUGCAUCAUUGUUGUUUGAUGCUUUGGAUCAUUUUGAUAGGCGAAGUGCUAAGGCUGAUGAGAAUUUGAGAUUGAUACGCUCAUCUUUGCCUGAGGCUGUUGAAGCAUGUAUUGAUGCUGCGGGUCAUGAAUUUGAUGUUUCCCGUCAGCGGACGCUGCUAAGAGCUGCGAGCUAUGGUCAAGCCUUUUGCAGCAAUUUUAAACGUGACCACAUUCAAGAGAUGUGCAAAACUUUGCGCGUCUUAAACGCCGUACGUGACCCUGAGAUUGGCAUCCCUCUAAGUAUCGAGCAGUAUAAGUUGCUUUCCGCACCCGUUCUGGUUGGUCGUUUGAUUAACGCUCACCAACAUCUUCUUGCACUGCGGAUAUCAGAAUACGUAGGAUUGAAUCAAGAAGUAGUAGUAAUGCACUGGGCAUGCGCAAAAAUAACAGCUUCAUUAGCAAUUCCUGAUGCAGCCCUCCUUGAAAUCUUACUUGAUAAGCUGAAAUUAUGCAAGGGCAUGUCCUAUGCAGCUGUUGCUGCUCAUGCAGAUAGGAGUGGCCGCCGGAAGUUGGCUGCAAUGCUUGUUGAUCAUGAACCACACUCCUCAAAACAGGUUCCUCUAUUGUUAAGUAUUGCGGAGGAAGAAACAGCUCUAGUGAAGGCAACUGAAAGUGGUGACACUGACCUUGUUUAUCUUGUCCUAUUUCAUAUCUGGCAAAAGAGUUCAGCCUUGGAGUUUUUUGGAACAAUACAAGCCAGAGCCCUUGCUCGUGAUUUAUUCAUAGCUUAUGCACGGUAUUAUAAACAUGAAUUCUUGAAGGACUUCUUCCUAUCAACAGGACAACUUAAAGAGGUGGCUCUUCUCCUAUGGAAAGAAUCAUGGGAAAUAGGGAAAAAUUCAAUGGCCAGUAAAGGAUCCCCGCUUCAUGGUCCACGCAUAAAACUCAUUGAAAAGGCCCACAAUCUUUUUUCUGAGACCAAGGAACAUAACUUUGAGUCAAAAGCUGCUGAAGAACAUGCAAAGUUACUGAGAAUUCAACAUGAGUUAGAAGUCUCUACAAAACAGCCCAUUUUUGUUGAUUCAAGCAUCAGUGAUACAAUUCGAACAUGUAUUGCAUUGGGAAACCAUAGAGCUGCUAUGAAAGUGAAAACAGAGUUUAAGGUUUCUGAGAAGAGAUGGUAUUGGCUUAAAGUUUUUGCUUUGGCAACAAUUAGAGACUGGGAUGCUCUAGAAAAAUUUUCGAAGGAGAAGAGACCACCAAAUGGUUUCAGGCCAUUUGUGGAGGCAUGCAUUGAUGCGGCUGAGAAAGGUGAAGCUCUGAAAUAUAUCCCAAAACUUGCAGAUCCCAGAGAAAGAGCUGAGGCAUAUGCUCGGAUUGGCAUGGCCAAGGAAGCUGCCGAUGCUGCUUCUCAGGCAAAAGAUGGUGAAUUGCUUGGUCGAUUGAAAUUGAGUUUUGCACAAAAUACAGCUGCUUCAUCAAUUUUUGACACUCUACGAGAUCGAUUGUCCUUCCAAGGAGUUUCAUAGUGACCUGAAGCUUCAUAUUCCUUUUCUUCACCUUUGAGUUUUGAGCCUGUUGUAUGUGUGGUGUGCAUAUUCUCUCUUCCAUGUAGAUUUAUAUGAGCUAUCCCUACAGUGUGUUCAUACAGUUGAUGCCAUAGAAAUUAGCUUCAUCGAGUUUUUGCUUGUGACCUUUUAUUUUGUUCAAGGGUGCAUUAUUUCCCUUGCAGUUUUCAUUCUUUAGAACGUUUUCCAAAUUAUUAAUGAAUUAACUUUAACUAUAA